Paramecium sonneborni is the source of this 1581-nucleotide messenger RNA. Lineage: Eukaryota; Ciliophora; Oligohymenophorea; Peniculida; Parameciidae. The record is from the annotation of a GenBank genome assembly.
AUGUCUUAAAAAUCAAAAACAUUAUUGCAAUUACUUCAGCAACAAUAACAUUUUCAUGAUGAUAUUAACACAUCCUUAGAGUCUAAUUACAGACAUAGUUCAGAACAUACUGAAAAGAAGUUUGAUCUUAAAUUACAAAAAUCAAUACUUGAUCUCUAUUCUCAAAUUAAAAGUAAUAUUCUCAAAACUGAAGAUCAUGUACAAAAUCUAAUCCAAAAUAGUUACUACUCUGUUAAAUCAGAAAAUUGGUUCCUUUAGAUAAACCAGAAGAUCUUUAUACAGAUCCAAAUAGUUUAAUUUGUUAUAUUGGAUGUAUAUUCACAGUUCUUAUGCAAGAUAAAGUAUUUUUUAAAUCUGAAUAGUUAAAUUUAGAAUAAUAAGUAGAAGAACAAAAAAAUAGAGAUUAAAGUGAUUAUGAAGAACAAUUAAUUAAAUUAGAAGCUGAAAUUCGAUAACACAUAAGAGUAUUUUUAUAAAUUAAAUUAGAUUGAAUAAUAAUUGAAAUUAUUUGCAGAAAAUACUCAAUCAAAAUUAGAAGAUGCAUUAAAAAUUAAAGAAGAAUUAGAGGAAGAAUUAUAAGCAAUUAAAAGUGAUUUUCAAGUAUUAUAUGAUAAAAAUAAUACUUUAAAUUAAAAGUUAAGAACUCAAGAGAAAGAAAUUUAGAUUAUCAAAAAUAGUAGUACAAUUGAGAUUAAUAAUCAACCGCUUAAAUCAAACUAAAAUAUUCUAAAAGUAUUUUCUAAAAAGGAGAAUAUCGAAAAUGAACCUCCAAAAUAAUAAUCAAUAACUUUCAAUUUAUAAGUAGAUAAGUAAAAACCACCUCUUUAAGACUUUGUAUUAUUUAUUAUUUAUUUUUCAUUUAGCAGUAGUAAGACAGACUAUAAACUGAUCCAUAGGAUGAUUAUUUUAAACCUAAAAAUGAUUCUCAUAAAAGAAUGAUUUCAACUCAUAUAGCAAAUAAUUAAAAUAACAAAUCAAAUUAUUUGGCUACUAGAACAUAAACAGAAUCAUGUGAAUAUUAAGAGAGAAAAAGAAAACAUAAUGUAUCUCAUUAUGAAACAUCAAAUGUUACAAAACAUUAAAGAAAUAAGACUGCUUAAAAUGUAUUAAAUUUGAUAAGUAUUAAACAUUUUCAUAUUAGAAGAUCAAGAACUUAAGCGUCAAUAAUCAGUAAAAGCAUGUUAAGACAAAAAUCAAAUUAAUUAAAAUAAAGCAACAAAAAAAUCAUCAACUUCUCAACAUGCAGAACCUAAUAGGUCAAACAAUUCUGUUCAUAGUUUUCGUAAAUAACCACCUGAAGUUAGUUAGAUUCCUCGACCUUUUUCUUGUGCUGAAUAAAUUGAAGAAUCACAUAAUUCUGUAACUUAAAUUCAUAAAAUAUAUUUUUAGUUUCACAAAGAUUUAAGCAUGGAUAUGGGUAAUUAUUAAAAACAAAGUGGAGAUUACUCAGAUAAUUAAUAAUAAAUAAAAAAACUAUUAUAAUAAUAUCAAUAAAAACAUUCUCUUAAUGACACUUUAACUAAAAAAUUACUUUAAGAAUAUAAAAAAAGAUAAGGUUUCAAUUGCAAGACAAUUUAUUGA